AUGACAAAGGUUCUCAACCCAAAAUACAAAGCCCCAAGCAGAGAAAGCUUAACCAACCACUUGAUCCCUGCUUGGUAUGGUGUUGAAAAGGGAAAUUUGAUCUCUGAGCUGAAAACGGUGUCGAAGGCAGCUAUCACGGCUGAUGGAUGGACAAGUUUUAGUCAGGAUCAUUAUCUCACAGUUACUCUGCACUAUGUAAGCAAUGGCCAGGCAAAGGAAAAGGUCCUAAAAACCAAAGCAGUGUACCAAGCUCAGACAGGCUCAGCUGUAGCAGAGGAGAUUGAUGACAUCCUAGAGGAAUAUGGUGUACGGCAAAAGGUUGUGGCUGCAACCGUCGACAAUGCAGCGAACAUGGAUGUAGCCAUCAAACAGCUGCAAAUUGUGAAAUUUCCAUGCUUUGCUCAUACACUUAACCUGGGAGCGCAGAAGCUGUACAAUUGCACUGCAAUUUCCAAUUGGGCAGCACGAGUUCGAGCAGUCAUUGUUUGGAUGAAGAGGUCCCACAUGGCAAAAGUUGUUCUUAAAGAGAAACAAGACUUGCUCAAGCUGCCCAAGCACAUGCUCCUCCUGGAUGUAAGGACCAGGUGGAAUUCCCUCUAUUUGAUGAUGGAGAGAUUCUGCGAGCAGUUCCCUGCUAUCCAGGCUGCAGCCAUAGACCCACGCAUAAGAAAGCCCAUGGAGAAGGAAAGGUUGGCCAAAAUAGGCAACGAGGACUUAAGAAAAGCAGAGGAGUUUGUGCAGCUCAUGCGGAAGCAUUACACCUCCACACUGGCCGUCUCUAGCGACAAAAGUCCAACCUGCGGUGAGAUUUUGCCCAUCUUGCAGAAGCUGGAGCAACAGUACACUGUGCAGGAAGGUGACUCUGCUUUCACAAGGAGCAUCAAAGAGAACAUUUGGAAUGAUCUCUCCAAACGCUACCAGGGAACUGAUAUUCAGAGAUUCCUGGAGGAAGCCACCAUCUUGGACCCAAGAUUUAAAUACAAAGUGAGAAGUGAUGAAGUCUGGGACAGGAUCAGGGAAGCUGCAAUCACAGAAAAUAUAGUGGCAGCAAGAGAUGAGCUCCCAAAGGAAGGGGAGACACAGAGGGGAGGCUCCGAAGAUGGGGAGGAGGAAAAAGACUAUGCACUGCCACCACCAUCAAAAAAGACAGCCUUGGAAGAACUAUUCGAGGAGGAGGACAACGAGCUGCGGUCAAUUUGUGAAUCACAGCCCCGUCUUUCCCUGGCCCAGAAGGUGGAUCAAGAAAUCCAGCUCUACAAAAGCCUGCCCUCCAUCCCCUGCAGGGAUAGCGCCACACUGUGGUGGUGGAACAAGCAGGAUACACUGCCCUUGCUAUCUGGACUGGCUGAAAACUACCUCUGUGUGCAGGCUUCCUCCACCCCAUCUGAGAGGGUGUUCUCCACAGCUGGAGACACCAUAAGCCCCGAAAGAUCCCGUAUCCUUCCAAAAAAAGCAGAUAUGCUCAUCUUUCUGCAAAAGAACUGUUAA
Astyanax mexicanus (Mexican tetra) is the source of this 1488-nucleotide messenger RNA. Its product is annotated as E3 SUMO-protein ligase ZBED1. Bases 1 to 1488 code for a protein of 495 amino acids. Lineage: Eukaryota; Metazoa; Chordata; Actinopteri; Characiformes; Acestrorhamphidae. The transcript has 6 exons. The record is from RefSeq and is a predicted model, not a curated record. Gene Ontology annotation, molecular function: protein dimerization activity.